ACUCAGCGAAAAUGAGACCAAAUAUUGUUUCUGAGGCGGGAUUACAGACAAGGAUGGGACAGUGGUGGGAAGGAAUUCCUAUCCUUACAUCUGCAGUAGUGGUUGUUUGUGGGAUAAUAUACUUGGUUUGCCUUCUGGUUGGGUAUGACUCAUUUGCUGAAGUAUGCUUCUUGCCAUCUGCUGUAAUUUCUCGAUUUCAAGUUUACAGGAUUUUUACCUCAAUUCUGUUUCAUGGUUCUCUACUGCAUGUUCUGUUUAAUAUGUUAGCUUUGGUCCCUUUGGGUUCAGAGCUGGAGAGGAUUAUGGGAUCAGUGCGCCUGUUAUAUAUAAUUGUUCUGUUGGCCGUUAGCAAUGCCUUACUCCAUCUUCUUAUAGCAUUGUUGGUUGCCCAUAAUCCCCUUCAUCCCUAUCCAUACUUUAUGGACGAGUGUGCUAUAGGUUUCUCAGGGAUCUUAUUUUCAAUGAUUGUGAUGGAGACAAGUCUAAGUGGGGUCCAAACUAGAAGUGUGUUUGGGCUUUUUAAUGUGCCUGCUAAAUGGUAUGCAUUGAUCUUACUGGUGGUAUUUCAGCUUGUUAUGACUAAUGUCUCCUUACUUGGACAUCUUUGUGGUAUUUUAUCUGGAUUUGCAUAUACAUAUGGAUUGUUCAAUGUCUUAAUACCUGGGACUUCUUUCUUCUCGGCUAUUGAAUCUUCCACUUGGCUAUCAACUUGUGUGAGGAGACCAAAGUUUAUUAUGUGCACUGGUGGUAAUGGUGCCGGAUACCUACCCACACAUUCAAAUCAAACAGUGACCUCCAGAAGUGGAGUGCUUUCUGGAAAUAUUUGGGAGAACCUUUCUUCGUGGAUGCCACAGAGAGAGAGCUCUCUCUCUGCUCAGCCAGUGACAGAUGAUAGCAGGUUUCCUGGGAGAGGAAGAACUCUGAGUUCCCAGACCACCACCGGAAAUCAUGAUUCAACAUUACAGUCUAGGCUCCUGGAUGGUAGCAGCAGCCCUGAGCGUAGUUCACCUACAGCUACAAUAGGUGGAGAGCGGAGCUUAGCUGGAAGACUAUCAGCAGUAGAUACUACCGCCACAGCUACCAGACCGCUAGGACAGCAGGCUUCCAUUCCCUCAGAUGAAGAAGUUCAGAAACUUGUUGCAAUGGGCUUUGAGAAGACACAAGUAGAAGUUGCAUUAUCAGCAGCUGAAGGGGACUUGAAUGUUGCUGUGGAAAUUUUAAUGAGCCAACAGGGUUAAUAUGAAAUGCUAUCAUCAGAUAUACAUCAACAUUUGACUCAAAAAGCCGAGGCUCUGCAAAACUAGUAAUCUAAUUCCUCGAGCCCUGGUUGUUUUCCUCUUCUUCUUUUUGUUGUAUAUAUUCUUACAGCAAAUUUACACAAUUCUUAGAGAGAAGGAAGACCUUAGUGUGUGAUUUACGCCUAAUCCACAUAAAACAGAGAUGAAUUGUACAUCUACCUUCAUGAUUUUAGAUGCUGCAAUAUCAAUGAAUCAUUUUAUAUUUUCUUAUCCUA
Solanum verrucosum is the source of this 1513-nucleotide messenger RNA. RefSeq names its product rhomboid-like protein 15. The transcript is spliced from 14 exons. Bases 12 to 1238 code for a protein of 408 amino acids. Gene Ontology annotation, biological process: endoplasmic reticulum unfolded protein response. Gene Ontology annotation, cellular component: endoplasmic reticulum membrane; Hrd1p ubiquitin ligase ERAD-L complex. Gene Ontology annotation, molecular function: ubiquitin-specific protease binding; misfolded protein binding; serine-type endopeptidase activity. Lineage: Eukaryota; Viridiplantae; Streptophyta; Magnoliopsida; Solanales; Solanaceae. The record is from RefSeq and is a predicted model, not a curated record.